GCAGCAAAGAGUGAACGAGAGGGAAACAGCCGGGAAAAGGUGAAACAAAAGAAAAGGAAGCUCGGGCCAGGAGAGAGAAAAAAAGGAGGAGGAAAUGGGAACUGGUGGCGCGGUGGGAUGACGCGACGUCGGCUGCCGUCCUCCUGAGCCAGCCAGCCAGCGCAACCGCCUCCCUCCUUGUCGCGCCGGGGACGGACGGGCGGGCGGGCGAGCGGAUCUCGGCCCGAUCCGCGGCGGCCGGCGGGGCCAUUCCGCGCCGGGACGGACCCUAGAUCCGCGCCCCCACCCGCGAGAUCUCGCGCCGAUCGCCGCUGGGCGGGAGGCGGGCGGAGGGGCCGGAGGAGAUGGCCGACGACCUCACCGACGCCGACUUCUUCGACAGGCUCGUCGACGACGACGACGACGACGAGGCCGGCCCCGCCCCAGCGCCCGCGCCCGCCGUGGUGGGUGCCUCGGAGGAGGAGCUGGCACGGGGCGCCUCCGGCCUCGGCCUCGCCGACAGCGGCGAGCCCGGGCCGUCGGCGGGGGCGUUGGGGCAGGUCGCGGCGCCGCGCCCUGUGGCCGGGGCGGCUCCGGAGGGCGGGUCGCCGGGCUCGGGGAGGGGCGCCGCCGUCCACACCACGGUCAAGCAGGUCCAGUGGGCCGCCUUCCGGGCCGACGGCGACGACGCCGGGCUCGACCCCUUCGGCGAUCUGGGGACGGGUGCCGCCCAGGAGGAGGCGUUCCUCGGCACCGCGGCCGCGGACCAGACCUCGGGGAGCUCCACUGUCGGUGGGGGCGUGGAUCAUGGCUUCUUCGGCGGGAGACAGAGCUUAGAUCAGGAUCAAGGCUUUGUCGGGGUAAGCUCGGAUCAGAGCACGGCCACGCAGCAGCUCGGCGGCACCGGUGCUGCUGUCGACUCCAUGGAUCCCAGGUACCUGGAGAGCAUUUACCCCGGGUGGAAGUUCGAUGAGGCGACGCAGCAGUGGUACCAGGCUGAAACUGUCCACACUGCCGGUGACAAUGCGCAGCAGCAAUUUGGCGCUUCCUACCUGCAGAACUCAGCGCAGGCCGGGCUGGAGACGAUCGCAGAGGAGAGCUCCGUCGCGGGGAGUGCAUCAGGCUGGGGACAGGGGCCUGUUUCGGAGUACCCGGCAAACAUGCUGUUCUACGCGGAGUACCCAGGGUGGUACUUUGAUACCGACAAGCAGGAGUGGCUAUCGCUCGAGGCGUACCAGCAGGCCGUCAUGCAGGCCAGCGCAGCUAGUCCUGUUCAGGUCGGCGCAAACCAUGGUGUUGUUGCGCCUUCUGGUGGGAUAAAUUACAAUGUCAACCAAGCAGAGGUUCCUGCUGUCAACAAUCAGGUGGCCCAACAUACCUACGGCCAGCAGAGCCAGUGGCAGCCGGAUGCAUUUGCUAACAGUAUUCAACCUGAAAGUGCCACGAAUAGCUUGGCAGGUAGUUUCUAUGGUGCCGAUCAGCACGCACAUGCCGAAUCCAUCAGCCCCUCCACAAAUCAUCAGGUUCCUUUUAACACAGCCGAAACUUCAACAAGUCAUUAUGGCAACCUUCAGAAUGACUACAGCACGAUUGGUAGCCAACAAGCCGGUUACAAUGGGUUCGAACCUUCAACGGUUUACCAGACCAGUCCAAAGGUGCUCCAGUCGUCCGCGGGUAACCAGGGCAGUUACAAGGCAUUUGAACCUACCGCUGCUCACCACAUUGGUGAGAACAAGGGUUCUACGCCUUUUACUGGUUUCCAGCCUGGUUACAAGGGAUUCACUCCUUCCACGGUCCACCAGGCUGGUUACAAGGGAUCUGGCACUUCUACGGGCCACCAUACGAAGACAUUUGAGCCUUCCUCAGGUCACCAGGCUGGCUACAUGGGAUCCCAACCUUCUACAGGUCAACAUGCUGGUUACAUGGGAUCCCAACCUUCUACGGAUCACCAGUCUAGUUACAUGGGAUUUGGAACUUCUACAAACCAGGGUUAUGGUGAUGCCAAUGGUUUUGUAAAUACACAAGGCUUUGUUCCAACAGGGAGUAUGCACAACAGCCAGAAACAAGCUCAUGCAAACACCCAAGCACACUUGUCUAACAGCUAUCUCGGUACUGAGAACUCCAUGAACUUCCCUCAGCAACAAUUUAGUGGUGCAAAUGCUUCGCACAUGCAAUUUGGUUACUCUCUGCGUGAAGAGAUGUCAUCGGCUGGACGCCCACCUCAUGCUCUGGUUGCUUUUGGGUUUGGAGGAAAGCUUAUGGUUAUGAAAGAAACAAGCUCAAUGGCCACAAACUUUAACAGUGGAAAUCAGGGGAUUUCUAGUGGAACGGUGUCUGUUCUUAAUUUAUCAGAGGUUGUCGCGGAUAAUGUCGAUGCUUCGAGGAUCACUGAUGGCAGUGCACUUAGUUACUUCCAUGUUCUAUGCCGUCAACCUGUUCCUGGUCCUCUUGUUGGUGGAAGUGCUGCAUCAAAGGAUGUAAAUAAAUGGCUCGAUGAGAUGAUUACAUGGUAUGCGUCUUCCACCAAUGAAUACCAGAAAGGUGAUCCUCGCAAGUUGCUUAUUUCAUUGCUGAAGAUACUAUGUCAGCACUAUGGGAAACUACGUGCACCUUUUGGGUCUGAUCCAUCACAAGAGGAUACAAACGGUCCAGAGAUGGCAGUAACCAAGCUCUUUUCAUCUUGCAAGAGAAGUAGCGAUCAUAUGGGAGAUUUUGGGUCGAAUGUUCCUUUCAUGCAAAAUAUCCCCUCUGAAAUUCAGAUGCAGGCUGUUGCGCAAGAGGUACAAGCUCUUCUAGUAUCUGGCAGAAGAAAAGAGGCUCUUCUGCAUGCUCAGGAAGGUCAACUGUGGGGGCCUGCAGUCAUACUUGCUUUACAACUUGGCGAUAAUUUCUACGUGGAUACUGUGAAGAAAAUGGCUCAGUGCCACUUUAUUUCUGGGUCACCUUUGCGAACAUUGUGCCUUCUCAUUGCUGGUCAACCUGCAGAUGUUUUUAAUGUAGAGAACAACAGCAACAUCAACUAUGAUACACUAGGUGCAUCCCAACAACCUAUGCAGCCUAAUCCUAAUGGUAUGUUGGAUGACUGGGAAGAGAAUUUGGCUAUUAUAACUGCAAACAGGACAAAAGGUGAUGACCUAGUUAUUACCCAUCUUGGAGAUUGCCUUUGGAAAGAGAAAAAUGAGGUUGCAGCUGCUCAUUCAUGCUACUUAGUCGCUGAACUAAACAUUGACCCAUACUCUGAAAGUGCUCGGUUAUGUCUCAUUGGUGCAGACCAUUUGAAAUGUCCUCGAACAUUUGCCAGCCCUGAAGCCAUUCAGAGGACAGAGGUUUAUGAAUAUACAAAGGUGCUUGGUAAUUCUCAGUAUAUCCUGCUACCCUUCCAGCCAUAUAAGCUAAUAUAUGCGUACAUGCUUGCGGAAGUGGGAAGGCUCGCUGAUUCCUUGAGGUACUGCCAAGCUUCUAUGAAGGUGCUGAAAGCUUCCGGCCGUGCUCCAGAACUGGAAGCAUGGAAACAAUUAUUUUCCUCCCUGGAGGACAGGAUACGCACUCACCAGCAGGGUGGGUAUGGAACGAAUUUAGCCCCUGCGAAACUAGUUGGAAAGUUAUUUACCUCGCUUGAUAAAUCUAUAUCCCGCAUGAUGGGCACACCAUCCGCAACACUUCCACCAGUGCCACAGGGCUCUGUUGGUGAUAAGGAAACCUAUUCAGCACCUGCAGCUGCAAAAUUUGUAAAUAGUCAAUCAUUAAUGACGAUGUCAUCAUUAACUGCAUCCCCUUCAGUGCAUUCUAUUACUGAAAUGGCAGAGAAUAGUGGUGGCGCUGGCAGGAAGAUUGCACACAACAGAAGUGUUUCUGAACCAGACUUCGGCAAAACACCAAAACAGGGUGCACGAUCGGAUAAUACACAGAGCAGUGCAUCAGGUUCAAGAUUUGGUUGGAUCAGCUCCACACUGCAAAAGACAAUGGGAUUUGUUUCAAAAUCCCGCCAGGCAAAAUUAGGGCAACAGAACAAGUUUUACUAUGAUGAAAAGUUGAAGCGAUGGGUAGAGGAAGGUGCUGAGAUUCCUGCCGAGGAGCCUCCUCUCGCUCCACCUCCAACAAAAUCCUCAUACCAGAAUGGAAUGCCAGACUAUAACUUAAAUGGCCCUACUAGUGGAAUGCAUACUCCUAAUGGAGUGGCAGAACGAAGAUCUCCAAAACAUGCAGAUCAUGGUUUGGGGAUGCCGCCAAUUCCACCCAGCCAGAACCAGUUUUCUGCUCGUGGACGAACGGGUGUCCGGUCCAGAUAUGUGGACACAUUCAAUAAGGCUGGUGCAACUGGAGCAGCCCAGUCUUAUAACAGGCCAGCUGCUCCGUCUGUGACACCACCUACCGGUGCUAGGUUCUUUGUGCCCACUGCGGCUGCUGUCGCUGCAGAGCAGAUGCCUAGCCAAUCAGUGGAGACACGUGGCGAAACCUUCCAACGGGAUGAGCGCUCAUCCUCACCGCCAGCGGAAACAUCAUUUUCAUCACCCCCACCAGCAGCACAAUUUUCAUCACCAAUGUCAUCUACCAUUCAGCGGUACCCGAGCAUGGACAACAUUGCUACACCGAACCAGGCACCCUGGAUGUCCCCGGGAAGUAACAGCAGCUCAUUCGCAUCAAGAUCACGAGCAGCAUCAUGGAGUGGAACAUACUCUGACCAAUUCAGUUCCACGGCAGGGGCUAGGUCACCUGACGGACCGACUGUGCCCUCGCCACAAAUGCCUGGCAGACCCCCCUCGCACAGUCGUUCAAACAGCAACUCGUCUGUGCAGUUUACCGGCUUGACAGAGGAUCUUCACGAGGUUGAGCUCUGAAAAGUGAGGUGACGGCUCAGCAUGAUCGCCGUGUCAGCCAUGAUUCAGCCCACACAACCUUGGUUAACCGCGGUUCUUCCAGCAAACCCCAACUAAGUUAAAAGGUGAAAGGAGCUGUUCACAGCGAAUCAAGUGAUGAUUGCCAGGACAGAGAUGGACAGACAUCCCCUCCAAUUUUGAAUGAAACCUUGGGGGAAACCGCACCGAAACCGAGGUGCGCCAGGCGCGUACUACAUAAGUACAGUCUUGGUUUUUUGAGUAUUUAGUAGCUAUAUGUUGGUUGUUAUUAUGUUUACUAGAGCGCAGGAGAACAGAGCCGGGCAUCCUUUUUUUCGUUGCGUGUGAUGAAAAGCAACAUCUGGAUGCCAUUGUACAGAUAAUCCGCCUCUACCCCUGAUUCAUUGUUCGAAGGCGCGAACCAGUUCAACCCCCUCAUUCUUUUUUGGUUUUGAUGAGAAUAGAAGAUAGAGAUAAUCUGUCUGUUAUUCUAGUAGUGUAAGAAAGGAAGGCCUGAUCACGUCGUAGAAAGUGUUGUUGUUGUUGUUGUUGUUGUUGUUGUUGUUAUACUUGUCUGUACUUGUUCCCAUACCAUGGUAUAUUGUACUACUGUAUUAUUCUUUGGAGAUGAUUCAAUUCUUUUGCCCCGGUUAAA
This is a messenger RNA of Aegilops tauschii subsp. strangulata, 5469 nucleotides long. RefSeq names its product protein transport protein SEC16A homolog. Gene Ontology annotation, biological process: Golgi organization. The record is from RefSeq and is a predicted model, not a curated record. Gene Ontology annotation, cellular component: endoplasmic reticulum exit site; ER to Golgi transport vesicle membrane. NCBI's taxonomy places the organism in Eukaryota, Viridiplantae, Streptophyta, Magnoliopsida, Poales, Poaceae.